UCUUGUGGGAAACAAAAACGACAAGAUUUGUGCUUAUAAGAAAAUGCAACGACACAAUUUGUGGCUGUGGGAAAUCCAAACGGCACGCGAUGUGCCUCUGAGACACUGAAACGGAUAGGAUUAACUAUGAGCCCUUCAUUAUUCUGAAGAGAUAACACUAUACAAGUCUCACUCUAUCUUCUUCCUCUUCAACAAUCCACCAAAAAUUCAAACCCUAGCUUCUCGAUUCCAUGGCGAUAUCAUCUCCCGCCGCUUGUUCCUCUAGGCUCAUCACUUCCUACUCCACCCCUUCCCUCCCUCUCUCCCCCGCCGCCAUUUCCACCUCCACCAAACUCAAAGCCCUAAACCUCUCCUCCUCCUUCCUCCCUCCACACUCAUUCACCACCCCAUCCUCCACCCUUCCCCAAUCCACCCGCCGCUCCUUCACCGUACGCGCGGCACGUGGCAAAUUCGAGAGAAAAAAACCUCACGUGAACAUCGGAACAAUCGGACACGUGGACCACGGCAAAACCACCCUAACCGCCGCCCUCACCAUGGCCCUCGCCUCCAUGGGAAACAGCGUCGCCAAAAAGUACGACGAGAUCGACGCCGCGCCCGAGGAGAGAGCCCGCGGAAUCACGAUCAACACCGCCACCGUCGAGUACGAGACCGAGAACCGCCACUACGCCCACGUGGACUGCCCCGGCCACGCCGAUUACGUCAAGAACAUGAUCACCGGAGCCGCGCAGAUGGACGGAGCCAUCCUCGUCGUCUCCGGCGCCGACGGACCUAUGCCGCAGACCAAAGAGCACAUCCUCCUCGCUAAGCAGGUCGGCGUCCCGGACAUGGUCGUCUUCCUCAACAAAGAGGAUCAGGUCGACGACGCGGAGCUGCUUGAGCUUGUGGAGCUUGAGGUCCGUGAGCUUCUCUCCUCUUACGAGUUCAACGGCGACGAUAUCCCGAUUAUCUCCGGAUCCGCGUUGUUAGCUGUGGAGACGCUUACGGAGAAUCCUAACGUGAAGCGUGGUGAUAACAAGUGGGUGGAUAAGAUCUACGAGCUCAUGGACGCCGUUGAUAGCUACAUCCCUAUCCCUCAGAGACAGACUGAGUUGCCUUUCUUGUUAGCUGUUGAAGAUGUGUUUUCCAUCACCGGACGUGGGACUGUAGCCACCGGGAGGGUUGAGAGAGGUACGGUGAAGGUUGGAGAGACUGUUGAUUUAGUUGGUUUGAGAGAGACUAGGAACUAUACUGUUACUGGUGUUGAGAUGUUUCAGAAGAUUCUUGACGAGGCCUUAGCUGGUGACAAUGUGGGGUUGUUGCUUAGGGGUAUUCAAAAGGCUGAUAUUCAGAGGGGGAUGGUGUUGGCUAAGCCUGGGAGUAUUACUCCGCAUACUAAGUUUGAGGCGAUUGUGUAUGUGUUGAAGAAGGAAGAAGGUGGGAGGCAUUCUCCGUUUUUCGCGGGGUAUAGGCCUCAGUUUUACAUGAGGACGACUGAUGUCACGGGGAAAGUGACCAAGAUUAUGAAUGAUAAAGAUGAAGAGUCGAAGAUGGUUAUGCCUGGGGAUAGGGUGAAGAUUGUUGUGGAGCUUAUUGUGCCUGUGGCUUGUGAGCAGGGGAUGAGGUUUGCUAUUAGAGAAGGAGGGAAGACUGUUGGUGCUGGUGUUAUUCAGUCUAUCAUCGAAUGAUUGUUGUAGCAUAUCUCUAUCUACUUGUUUUUGUUUUUGUUUCACAGAACUCUGUUGAGUUUUUACAUUCAAAUCAAUGUCAUAUAAUUCUUGA
Brassica napus (rape) is the source of this 1758-nucleotide messenger RNA. RefSeq names its product elongation factor Tu, chloroplastic-like. Gene Ontology annotation, molecular function: GTPase activity; GTP binding; translation elongation factor activity. Gene Ontology annotation, cellular component: mitochondrion. Gene Ontology annotation, biological process: mitochondrial translational elongation. The transcript has a single exon. NCBI's taxonomy places the organism in Eukaryota, Viridiplantae, Streptophyta, Magnoliopsida, Brassicales, Brassicaceae. The record is from RefSeq and is a predicted model, not a curated record. Bases 231 to 1664 code for a protein of 477 amino acids.